This is a messenger RNA of Camarhynchus parvulus, 3252 nucleotides long. RefSeq names its product centromere protein I (gene CENPI). The coding region runs from base 1 to 2235 and encodes 744 amino acids. Gene Ontology annotation, cellular component: kinetochore. The record is from RefSeq and is a predicted model, not a curated record. The transcript is spliced from 20 exons. Lineage: Eukaryota; Metazoa; Chordata; Aves; Passeriformes; Thraupidae.
AUGCAACGGAGGAGGAGUUCCAAGACCCCAAAGCAGCCUCUGCACGUUCACCAUAAAAGCCAAACUGAUCUCUCUGCCUGGCGAAAAGGAGGGAAAAUUGACUCUGAAAAAAGUUUGCAGAAUAAUCAAUCUGCUAAUGAUCAGAAAUAUGAGAGCCAGGAAGGGUCUCUAGAGCUAGCUUUGAGCUACUUUGAGAAAGUGCAAGACUCUGUUGCACUGAAAAAGAAGAGUGUUGUGCAGAGACACUUGGAUGUUGUGGAAAGCACUGCCCUGAAACAAGGAUUACCUCCUGAAGGGUUUGAGAUACUGCUGAAAGUGGCGCUCAGUGGCAGAUUUGCUGAUACAGUGAAUACUCGUUUAUUGAAGAGCCUGAUUCCCACCUCAGUGAUACCAGAAAAUUCUGUGGUUACAGCUGUGUCUUGGCUCUGUGUUGGCAAAUGCUCAGGCAACAUCCAGGUGCUUUUUUUGAAGUGGCUGAUCACAAUGUUUGACUUCAUUGAUCACAAGGAACAGCUUAAUGCCCUCUAUGGUUUCUUCUUCUUCUUCCUGCAAGAUGAGAAAAUGUGCCCCUACGUCUGCCACGUGCUCUACCUGCUGACCAGGAGGGAAAAUGUCAAGCCUUUUCGGAUUAGGAUCCUGCUUGACCUCCAAGCAAAAAUGGGAAUGCAGUCUCAUCUGCAAGCUCUGCUAUCACUUUACAAAGUUUUCUGCCCAGAUCAGGUGACCAUAACCCUUCCUGGGAAAAUGAAGACUUACUUCAAGAACUCAGAGGGCCCAUGGAAAGCAGCAAUCACCGCAGUAAGGCAGAGAAACCAAGGAAUCUCUCCCCUGGCCCAAGCAGUGUUUUUAGGCACCUCUCGACCUCAGUCACGAAAAAGGAAAUGGAAUGCCCAGUUGGUUAUACCUGCAAGCAGUGCAAAUCGUUUAGAAGCGGGCAGAGAAAAGAACCGGCUUUAUUUGUGCGGUACAAAUGAGUCUUUUCCAGUGGAGCAGCUGCAGACCUUCCCUCAGCUCCUACAGAAUAUCCACCGUCUAGAGUUUCCUGCCCAGAUGGGUUCAGUACUGACAAACCCCUUAUUGCUUCACUACAUGAAUUUUGUGAAAGAUGAAUCUAUUUACCUGAGGCUCCACUAUUGGAUGGGCCAGAGGCUCCAGGAAGAAUGCACCUGGUGUGUGGUUGAUAACCCAUGUGAAGAAGAAUUCAAGAGCUUCCUGGAAAAUGUCUACAAGGCAGAAUGUUUCUUGCAGGAGGGAUUUUCUGCCUGUGAAGAGUUCCUGUAUAAGACCCUUCCUCUCUGGGAUGGCGUCUCUUGCCGCUCAGAAGUCCUCAAGCUUGUGAGUUGGAUCCCCCUCAGCAGUUUCUCUGACAUUAAGCCAUAUCUCUUUGAUCCCCUGGCACAGCUCUUUUUCACAUCAUCUAUUUACUUUAAGUGCAGUGUUCUUGAGUGCCUGAAGGAGCUGUUGCAGAACUGGUUAAAUUGUAAUGCGAUUCAAAUGGAUUUGGAGAUUUCUUCUGCGAACACCACCCUGUGUGGACUAGUGGACGCGGUGGCUGAGCUGGUUCACUUUGUGGGACGGAUCUCUACUGUUGCACUGCGUUUGGAAAACAAUUCCACCCUCUUGCUCUACUUCAUUCUGGAUUUCUAUGACACUGUGUGUGACAUGUACCUGAAGUACAACCUGCCUUUGCUGAUAAUGCCUCCUGCUGGGGUUUUCUACCCAGCACUGCUCAGCAUGGAUUCUGUCAACCUGAAUCAGCUCUGCUACAUUAUGUACAGGUAUCGAACCAACUUAGUGGCUGCAAAAGAAAAUGAACAGAGUAAAAAGAAAAUCCUGCAGUUCAAGUUCAGUAACCAGACAUACCAAGAGUACAACCAGUACCUAACAGCUAUGGUGGGCUGUCUGUGGACAUCCACUGCAUUCCAGAAGGAUAUUCAUCCUCAAGGUCUUCGUAUGGAUGAUGAACUGCUGAGUAAAACUGCAGUGAAGGAAAUAAAAAACAGCUUUAACAUUGUCUAUCAUCCAGCCAUGAUGGGCUACUCUGUUCAAUUCUUGCAGGAGAUUUGUCCUGAUGAUACCACCUUCAACUUCAAAUUAAUAAAGGGGAAGAAGUGGGACUGGUAUCUGGAAUAUCUCUACAACCAGGGUUUGAAGGGGCUGAAGGUCUUCAUUGAGAGCAGCAUCAGUCGGGUUUCCCAGGCCGCUCGCAGCAAAUCUGGGAAUGUGGAAGCGUGACCUGGGGCUCACUGCACUUCUUCUGUCAUCUGGAGCAGACUUGCAGACUCUAAAGGACUCUGUCAUUAGUUCUUCCUUUCUUAGAGGAGAGAAACAGAGCAUUGAUUCUUACCUGCACUUUUGUACUGACAUCUCUCUUAUGAAAGUGAAGAUACAGAUGUUGAGGCUGGCUUGGUUCACUAACACUGAACCCCCUCUUGUCCCUGCUAAACUUCUCUGGUCUGAAGCUAUGUGACAUCCACCUUUUUUACCCUGGUGUGUCUCUGUUGAAGUAUUUGUUUUGAUUGAGAAACAAACUUUUUCCAUCUCAAAACUGCAGUGAGCAGUGGUGCUUCAUUUAUAAGUAAUGUUGACCCCUGACCUGCUUUGCCUUCCUCAGCAGCAGGUAAUGAGAAACAACUUCAUCAGCCUUUCAGGGAUGCUGUGUAUGUCUUGGGUUGGAGCAAUGUGAGCUUCUCAAUCCCCUGUUGUACUCUGUAUGACUUUAAACAGACUGACCAAACUGACCUUCCUGAAAUUAAUUUUCAUUUUGAGGCUUAAGGAACAGUUUUUAUGCUAACUCUGGUUCUAAUGAUGUUCUAGUACAGCUGGAAAGUACACUGAACUGGAGUUCAGUUCAGUUGGUGUGAGCACUUACAUAGUGUUGCCACCAGCUCACCAUUUUCUGUAUUGAUAAGUGCAAAUGUAACUUUCCCUUUUUGUGAUUUUACCUUGGUAGGUGUUGUAUAUUAUUUGAGUACAUAUGUUUAAUAUAUAUUCCAUAAAAUAUUUCUGUUGUGUCAUUUUGAAAAAACUCUUCUACAAAAUGUAUCUUCUCCUGUCAUUUCAUUUUCAGUCUGAGUAGAAGCUGAACUGAGGUUUCCAAAAUCUGAAUGAACUUUAAUUUUCUGCUGUAAAACAAGGUUGUAACCACUUGAGAGUUGGGUUAGAUUAUAGUUGAAUUUUGCAUUGUGAAUUUGUGCUUUGAUUCAAUAAAGGAAUCAGUCUUGAGAGUUACUCUGGAACCACUCAAGAUGU